AUGCCGUCAGGUCCAAAGAAGAGGAGAGCUGCCAAGAGGAGGAAUGAAAACGCAGUCAAUUUCAAAGACAACAAUGCAACAGACUUGGAAGAAAUCACUGGGAUAACCAGACAUGCUGUAGUUGAGGGCGAUAAUAGUUUAGUCAUUGAAACUGUAACUGUCAUUGAUUUGGCUGAGACAGUUGACACUAUCUCCAAAGGAACAGGACACAUUGACAAUGAAGCGGCUCGAGAAGAUGUUAAAUUGGGUUCGAAGGAAAAGGAAGGGGAAGUAUUGCCAUCCGUUGAUGAUAAGACUUUGGACUCACAAAUUGUGUCAGAGUUGAAGGAAAGUGAAGAAGCACUUCUAUCCAAAGACGAGGUUUGUAUGGAUAAUAUAUCAGCUCAAGCAGCAUUCAAGGAAAUCAAAGAACCUGUUUUUCCAGAAGAUCCUAUUUAUUCUUUUGUGGUUCAAGAUGCUUUAAAGGAUCAUGAAGAAGCUGUGUUAUAUGAAGAAGUGAUUCACGAAGAUUUUAAGGCAGCAGAAGAUGUUUUGCAGGAAAAUGAAGUAGUUAUUUCAUCGAAUGUGGUGGUUUAUCAUGAUAGUCUAAUAGCUAAAGAUGAUGACAAAUUCGUUUCCAAGGAUAUUGAGGAUAAUUUAUUAUUGACAUUCAAUGAGAACAUUUCAAAUUCUUCAUUCGUGAAGGCGUCAUCAUCGAAGGAAGAGGAAGAAAAAAAUUUACGACCUUUACUGGAUGAUGAUGCUGGGGCAUCUUCAAUUGUUAUAGGCUUUGUGCCUGAGGAAAAUGAGGACAACAUAUUACUGGAUGAUGAUACUGGGGCAUCUUCGAUUGUCAUAGGAUGUGUGUCUAAGGAAAAUGAGGACAACAUAUUGCAGACAGCUUUAAAGGUUGACAAAAGUAAUAGCACAGAAUAUGUCCUAGAUUCUGCGAGAACUGAUUGCCUGGAUUCUAUAACUUCUUCAACGCAAAUACACUAUGCAUGCCCACUGCAUUGCAAAUCUGAUUGCAGUUUGCAUCGAUGGGUUGGUGCAUUUCAUGGGGUUUCCAGUUGUGAAGAUGGAAAUGUUGGUGAUAAUGGAAAGACUCUAAAAAGUGUUGAAGUGCUAGAACGUGUCAAGAAGGCAGUUGAAGCUGAACUGUCUGUAACAGAUGAAGUUGGGUUGCUUCUUCGGAAAUUACUGGAUGAUCUGAAUGCAAUUCAACUUACACAAGGACAAUGA
Molecule: messenger RNA, 1221 nt
Organism: Ilex paraguariensis (yerba mate)
Lineage: Eukaryota; Viridiplantae; Streptophyta; Magnoliopsida; Aquifoliales; Aquifoliaceae
Source: the annotation of a GenBank genome assembly